Messenger RNA from Trachymyrmex cornetzi, 480 nucleotides. Its product is annotated as histone-lysine N-methyltransferase SETMAR-like. The record is from RefSeq and is a predicted model, not a curated record. The transcript has a single exon. The coding region runs from base 1 to 480 and encodes 159 amino acids. NCBI's taxonomy places the organism in Eukaryota, Metazoa, Arthropoda, Insecta, Hymenoptera, Formicidae.
AUGAAAAAAGAGCAAUAUCGAUCCGUGAUUUGUUUCUUAUUUUUGGAUGGAAAGACGUGCGAAGAAAUAAAAACGUUGGAUGCCGUCUAUGGGAACUCUUCGCCAUCUAUGACAACCGUCAGAUAUUGGUUCAACGAAUUCAAACGUGGUCGUUUGUCUGUUUCUUAUGAGGAGCGCCCAGGCCACCCGGCAGACGUGGUUACUGAAGAAAUCGUUGAAAAAGUCCACGACAUGAUUCUCGCUGAUCGCCGAACGAAAGUGUAUGAAGUAACAGAGGCCGUAGGCGUGUCGUACGGAACGGCAUUUAAUAUUUUGCAUGAUAACUUGAGAAUGAAAAAGCUGUCGGCCCGAUGGGUGCCGCGAUUGCUUACGGUGGACAACAAGCGGAUGCGGUUAUCAAUUUCAAAGCAGUGUUUGGAGCUGUUCAAGCGCAAUCCGAACGAGUUUUUGUGUCGAGUCGUAACCGUUGAUGAAACAUGA